AUGUCCUCUGAAUCGGAAAAACCUGUUGCUAAGGCUGUGAGGAAGCCUGGUUAUACCAAUCCAGCUUUUAAAGCUCUUGGUAUACCCGCCUUAAGACUGCCUUCUCGAAACUGGAUGAUCUUCUGGUCUGUGUUAACGGUGUCUAUUGGGGGCAUAGCUUACGAUAAAUACAGACAACGUCAGAUCUUGGACCAUGCAACAGGCUUGGUAGAGCCCUUGGCCGAAGAAGCCAUGGAGGUAGAUAAAAUUCCACGGAAGAUCACUGUUUUUAUUGCACCUCCUCCAAACGAUUAUCUUGAGAGUUCAUUGAAAAUUUGGAGACGUUACGUUAAACCUGUAUUGUAUUAUGCAGGGCUGGACUACGAAAUAGUUCAAGAAGACAGACAAGGGACUAUCAGAACUAACGUAGCUAACAGAAUCAGACAAUUGAGAAAGGAAAUAAUGGCACUGGUGGAUGAACAGUCACUAAAGGAGACCACACAAACGGAAACGGUAACAAAAAUAAACAGUCCCUUGUCAAGUAAAGUUUCAGCACUACUACCCUUCCGUAAAGCUGUCUCAGAUGCUCCGGCUGAAGAUGAGUUCUUUGAUCCAGAAAUUGGUAAACAGUUCAAGAAAAACUUUGAUUGGAGGAAUAUUAUUGGUAUUUUCUAUACAAUGCCAAAACCAACGCGUAUAAUAAGUGAAGAUUCACUCGUAAAAGACCCUAUAUUAUCCGGUGGUGUUAUUUGUUUAGGUAGAGGUGCGUAUAAGGAGUAUAUCGCAGGUAUACACGAAGGUUUACUAGGGCCUAUUGAAAAAGCCGAAGAACCUGAACCUACUGAACCUAAGAUAACUCAAGAGACUGAUAGUACUGGGAAGGAAUCGAUGGAAGAUGGAUCUAAUUCUACUACAUUGUUGGAUGUUAAGAAAGAGACCGACUCGGAAAGUACAGUAGUACAAGAAGAUCUUAAGUUAGAUGAGGAAGGCGUUCCAAAUGAUUCGCAAAUUUUUAUGAAACCUUUCAUAGCCCCAGAUCAAUAUUCUGAGCUGAAAAUUGCUCCAGAAUUACAAACUCCGAAUGGUGAGUUCGUAAGAGACCCCACUACAAAUAUCCCACUUCUCAUUAAUCAACCGUUACUUGUCAUUCCAAUACCCAACUUGAUAGGUUUCUCCACUAUUCCGAGAAGAAUACAUCGUUUUUACCAAAAACGUUACUACGUAGAGGAUGUGUGCUCAAAUGUAGUAAACUGUGUUCGACAGUCGCAUAUUAGACCGUUCGACAUUUCAAAAGAUAUUGAUUUGGCAAAAGAUGAGGAAAAAGAUUGGCCACAGAAUUGGGUGAAAAAAGGUAAAGAAAAGAAUAGUGAAUGGACUCAAGAAUUAGUGUGUGAUUCCAGAAUCACUAAACAUAUGUUUGUUUAUGAGAAGCCCUCCAAGGAAGAGUCCCCAUCAAGUAUUUAG
Messenger RNA from Saccharomyces mikatae IFO 1815, 1443 nucleotides. RefSeq names its product Tim22-complex subunit TIM54 (gene TIM54). The transcript has a single exon. The record is from RefSeq and is a predicted model, not a curated record. NCBI's taxonomy places the organism in Eukaryota, Fungi, Ascomycota, Saccharomycetes, Saccharomycetales, Saccharomycetaceae. Bases 1 to 1443 code for a protein of 480 amino acids.